Messenger RNA from Tremella mesenterica DSM 1558, 1758 nucleotides. RefSeq lists its product as uncharacterized. Gene Ontology annotation, cellular component: nucleus. The transcript has 7 exons. NCBI's taxonomy places the organism in Eukaryota, Fungi, Basidiomycota, Tremellomycetes, Tremellales, Tremellaceae. Gene Ontology annotation, molecular function: 3'-tRNA processing endoribonuclease activity. The record is from RefSeq and is a predicted model, not a curated record. Bases 1 to 1758 code for a protein of 585 amino acids.
AUGAGUAAAGAACCCAAGCAACCUUCCAAUGUAUCUGUCCAUUUCCUCGGGACAUGUGCUGGUGCCGGUCCGGUGGUCAGCCGGAAUUGCUCCUCUCUAGCUGUAGACUUUGGCAACGAAGUGUGGGUCUUCGACGCCGCUGAUGGUACUCUCGGUAGACUACACCAGUCUUCACUCAAAAUGUCCAAUAUCACUCGGAUCUUCAUCACACACAUGCAUGCUGACCACGUCUUGGGUCUAGUACCCAUCUUGACUACCAUCAUGUCAGGAGUGGGAGUGACCGAUGAUGAUCUCGAAGAAUUGAGGCAGAAGGGAACAUCCAAAAAACCAACAGUGAAUAUUUAUGGACCAGCGGGCUUACGAAAACUGGUGCGGACCACUAUCAACCUCACGAGCUUGAUCUUGCGCGGUGCGUACGCGGUACAUGAGCUGUUCACGGAUACGCCGUCUGUGGGUUGCUCAGAGGAGGAGUUGCAUGUCAACGAAGCGGUAGGUAUGGACCUAUCAGCAGAUGAGAAUGGAGUAUGUGAGAAUAUCCUCCUUGAGGGAAACGGAAAGCAGGGGAAGGGUUGGGCAGUCAGUGCGGGUCCUAUCGACCAUCGAGGAACCAAGAGCUCAUCAGAUAUAGUACCUUCCCUCGGAUAUGUAUUACAAGAACCAGUCCCACGAUUACCAUUGGAUACCUCCGUCCUGGUCCCUCUUCUCCAAGCACACGCAGACGCACUCGCCGCUCUCGAUCCACCCGUCAGACAUCCUCUCUCUCUCCUCUCGCAUCUUACAUCCCUCCCUACCCCGAAGCCAUACACGCUCCCAUCUGGCGAGGUUUUAUACCCUCCCGAGCCGUCUGGUAUUCCCGCUCGCAAGCUGGUCAUCUUCGGAGAUUGCACAGGGGGUACAGAAAACGCCCGAUUUUUGGAGAUCUGUAGCGACCCGAGUCUAUUGAUACAUGAAUGUACCAAUGCUGCUAUACCUGAGCUCGUCCAACGAGGAGAGAAAGGACGGAAGGUGAGGACGAGAGCACUGGAGCAUAGUUUGGUGAAGCAGCAAGAAAUUCGGCAAGGAGAACGAUUGGGUGCUGAUUACCCACCAAAUACGCAUAGUGAAAAUGAGGUGUGUCAAACGGAAAAGAAGGAACGAGAAGAGAGAGAGACGAAACACAGAGAAGUGACGAGAAUGAAAGCUUUCAAGAAUGGACAUUCGACUCCGCUAGAAGUGGGAACUUUCGCCAAGACGAUACGAGCGAGAAGAGUUGCCGUUAAUCACUUUUCAGCCAUGUUCCCUGCGCCGAGAUAUCCUUCGUCUGAUCCGUAUCCUUCCAUUCUAUCUCCCAUGUCACCGUUACCUUACCCUGCACCGUGGCCACUGAGAUAUUCGAUCGAUCCACCGAUGUCCCCCGUCCCGCUGACAGCGGCUGAAUUGCAUUUGCGACUGAUAUUGCAAUCUGUAACGGACCAGAUCGAUGAGGUUUGGGACGGUCCCGCAUUUCCUCUUUCCUUAUCAACUUACCCCUCUAUCGAUCCGUAUACGCAAGUCUUGUCUCCCAAUUCUCAACGUAGCUCUAGUGGUCGGAAGUCGAUCGCCACAAGGGAUUUCAUGAUACUCCCCGUCCCGUCUCACGAGCUAUCGGAGUCGGAGAUGUCAACCAUAGCGCUGGUGGAGGGAGAGGGUAGGGAGGUCAUGACGGAAUGGCGUGAAAGGGGUGGGGUUUGGAUGGGUCAAGGGACUGAGCGACGUUGGGUAGGGGUGGAAAAGGAGUGA